Messenger RNA from Cooperia oncophora, 435 nucleotides. NCBI's taxonomy places the organism in Eukaryota, Metazoa, Nematoda, Chromadorea, Rhabditida, Trichostrongylidae. The record is from the annotation of a GenBank genome assembly.
AUGUCCUUGAAGAUCUGGUCGUUACAAGAAGAUCAACCGGUAUAUGACUGGAAGGCUCAUGAAAAGGAAAUCUACACAAUACGAUGGAGCCCACUUGGCCAUAUGUUAGCGAGUGCAUCAUUCGAUCAUACCGUCCGCCUGUGGGAUGUAAGACGUGGUGAACUCGUCCGGACAUUAUCCCGUCACAACGAUCCCGUGUAUUCCGUCUCCUUCUCACCUGAUGGGCGUUAUGUUGCGUCUGGUUGUUUCGAUCGAUCUGUAUUUAUUUGGGAUAUUCAGACAGGUAAAUGUCUGCAAAGUUACGUUGGUGAAAAACGCAAAGGUGGCAUUUUCGAAGUGAGUUGGAAUUCCCGAGGAGAGAAAGUGGCUGCAAGCGCCAGUGACGGAACGGUGAUUUUGCUUGAUGUUCGCCAUAUAAAAAAUCGCCUUCCGUAG